Aquila chrysaetos chrysaetos is the source of this 4660-nucleotide messenger RNA. It is a transcript of the gene EFHC2, whose product is annotated as EF-hand domain containing 2. The coding region runs from base 79 to 2319 and encodes 746 amino acids. Lineage: Eukaryota; Metazoa; Chordata; Aves; Accipitriformes; Accipitridae. Gene Ontology annotation, biological process: regulation of neuron projection development. The transcript has 16 exons. The record is from RefSeq and is a predicted model, not a curated record. Gene Ontology annotation, cellular component: microtubule.
CCCCCCGUGACGUCAUCGGCCGGUCUCCAGGCAACGGCGCCCCCAGCGGCGCGGGGCUCCCGGCGGGCCGGGGCGGUCAUGGCGCUGCCGCUCCUGCCCGCGGCCUCCCGCCAGCGGAACAUAGGGAAAGAAAAGUUCCACAAGUCACAGCACUGGGGUUACUGCAAUAAUGUUGCUAUGCUGGUUGGAGAAGAUAAACCUGGAAUAGGAGGUGAACCGUUACCUGGUCAGAAGCUGAAACCUAAAUACAGUGUAUUUCCUGAAGGGAUGGGAAGUGAUGCUCCUGCUUGGGUAGCUUUUGACAAGCAGGUAUUGUCUUUUGAUGCCUAUUUUGAGGAAGAAGUGCCUGACAAAAAUCAAGAGCUAUAUAGAAUCAGACAUUGUAAAAUAUACUUCUACCUUGAAGAUGAUACAAUUCAAGUGAUUGAACCCCAAGUGAAAAACAGUGGCAUAACUCAAGGAACUAUUGUCCGACGGCAUCGGAUUCCACUUCCACCUCCUCAUGAAGAUCAGUUCUAUACUAUUGAUCAUUUCAAUAUCAACAUAGAAGUAAUCCUUUAUGCCCGAAAAUAUAAGAUUAUAGAUUGUGACCAGUUUACAAAAAAUUUCCUGAGGAAGAUGGGAAUUAGAUUAAAUCCUCCUGCAGGUCGUCCAGAUGACCCGUACACCAAAGAGCGGCAAAAGAUUCUGGAUAGUAUGAAGCCAUUGCGCCCUUAUGAGCGCAUUGACACUUUGAAACAAUUUCUGGAGCAUGAUGGACAUGUUUUACGUUUUUUCUGUGUGUGGGAUGACCCAGAAUCCAUGUUUCAUGACCCACGGGAACUUGUUCUGCACUAUUAUUUGUCUGAUGAUACUAUUGAUAUAAAAGAAGUUAUACCAGUAAACUCAGGCCGGGAUGCAGUUCCACUUUUCCUCAGAAGAGAUAAGCUUCCAAAGUAUGCUCCCACCGGGCUGUAUCAGCCGGGCACUAUCACCAGUCGCACUGUUCUCAAUGUGUUUGGAAAGUUAGUAGGAAACAGAGGCCAUUACAUUCUGGACAAUCGUAAGACAGGAGCAGUGCAUCAGGAAUUUUACAGAGACAGUGACCUGAAAAUAGGGGCAGUAAUUAAUGUUUGGGGAAGGAAGAUAAUACUCUGUGAUUGUGAUGAAUUCACUAAAAAAUAUUACAGGACAAAGUACGGAAUCGAGGAUUUCACCCCAGUUCCAUAUAAGGCUCUACCACCUCCAAAACCAGAAAAAAAGUUUCCUCCUUAUACUGGAUUUGGUUCUGAAGAGGAUUCUCUGUGCUCCUGUAUGGGUCUGCUUCCCAAGCCUCCCCAAAGAGAUUUCAAGAAAUUCAUGGAAAAAGACAGAAGUGGCAUGGAAAGUAACAUACUGCGCUUUCUUGCAAAAUUCGUCACAGAUAGUCCUAUUGACAAGGAUCGGAAAUUCAUUAUUUCCUACUUCCUGAGUGAUGACACCAUUUCAGUUUUUGAACAUAUACAGCGAAACACAGGGAUACUUGGUGGGAAGUUCUUGGAAAGAGGUCGCAUUAAGAAGCCUGGGCAGGAGCUCUUUAAGAGUGAGCCAUCUGAAUACUUCAAGGCUCAGAAUCUGUUUGUUGGAGCCAAAGUUUGUUUCCAUGGUCACAACUUUCUUUUGGUGGAUGCUGAUGAGUACACAUUCAACUACAUGGAGAAGCAUGCAAAUGAGUUCUCCGUGGCUGAUAUUGGUGUCAUCCUUAAGAAACUGAAAGACAUAACCGAAUCUCGUUCCCGAGAAAUCAGACAGGUGUUUGCAGCCACUGACCCUGAGCAUACCAAGGUGAUUCAGUAUGACCCUUUCAGAAAUUUGAUAGUCAGGAUCACUGAUGGAGCAUUUUCAGAACAUGAGAUUAUGACUCUCGGUCGCUAUUACAGUGUGAGAGAUGAAUAUGAAAUGGACCUCCACUCCCUCCUUUCAGCUGCUCAAGAACAACUAAAGAAAAAUAGCUUUGAGAAUUUUGAACAACUGUCUGCGGUGCUUAUAUACAAUGACCGUGAAAAAUGUGGAGUGCUGCCCCAUGAGAUGUGCAGGACUAUUUGCAAGUCCUUUAAGUUGCCACUGGCUGAUGAUAAUCUGCAAGCUUUACUGACCAUGUUUGAAAAUGACCAUAAGCAAGUGGAAUAUAAGAAGUUUGUGGAUGGGCUGAACUGGAGAGAGAAUCAAAUCCAUGCUUGCCAGAUGAUAAAGAUUCCUUUCAAGAAUGAAGAUGACUGGAGCGGACAACCACCAUCCAUUCCUGUGAAAGGGAUCAAAUACUUACCUCUUCUGGAUGAUCUGUUUGGCAAGGAAGAAUAAUCUGAUCUGUGCAAGGCACUGCUUUUGGAUUAGUGUUUCAGCUCCAAAGCUUAACUUAGACAGAUACUGAAAACAUUCCUUGUAAAACAAAAAGAUCAGAUAUAGGUUUUAUUGCAUUUAAUUUCUUAUUUCAACAUAGAUAUACACUUUGUGUGUUUUUCUAACUCCUUCUAAAUCAACGGUACUCUUUUAUACUUACACAAGCAUAAUUAAAACUGUGUCCUCUAAUCUUUGUGUCUGGUUGUAUGGAGAAUUUACAAGUAUUGGGAAAUCUUUGAGUCAAACAGAGCAAAAUCUGACUGACCCUGCUUUGUUCUGCAAACAAAGGUUCUUGGAUGACCCCUUAAAAUAUUAGGUCGGAUUGUAUUAGCACAAUAAGGAAAAGCCCCAUCAAAGUGCCUGGACUUCACAGUUUUUGAACCUCUCUGCUGCUGGCAUUUUUUCGCUGUUUUGACAGCUAAAUGAAUUUUAGCGAAGAGCGUCUGGUUGCCUGGAGGUUAAUACAAGCAGAGCUUUUGUAGCUCAAGCCUCUUCCCAUUUGGAGCUGAGGGAAGUGAUUAAUUAAGCCAUUUGCAACAAAAAAUGAACCCUUUCUUUUGUCUGAAAGAGCUUUAUUUUGCAGUGUGGUAGGGCGCUGUUCUGCUUAGCAAAUCAUUGCACAAUGAACCACCUCUAUCUGGUCUCUUACUUUGCUGCUGAAGGACAUUUCUUCCUGUGUUGUUAAAAUCCCGUUGUUUGAGUUCAUCGAAAUGCAAGAAGUUUUUGUCAUCGCUAGCCGGCUGGGUUCAAAUGGAUGUGAAAAGCUGGAGGUACACAACAGAGCCACUGCUCUUGCCCUCCCUCUCCCAGUAGGUAACUCAUCCUGGGACAAAACACACGGUUUUCAUUUGUUUUGCUGUUUCAUCGUGCUUUCUGGUUUUGCCACUUUUGUGUGAGAGUUUGUUUCCAGAGUAAGCAUCUCAAGUGGCUGUUGGGAUUCGUGGCUAACACCUCGCUGCUGAUGGAUUCCUGACCUUUACGCCUACAAGGGAGUUUGGACCUUAGGACCCCAGGAAACCUCAUUUACACAAAAGGCAGAAACUCAGACAUUUUGUUCUGCGGAAGGGUGGUAAGUAGUGAGCAAAUACUGUCUCUCUUAGGCUUCAUGCCAUUUGCAUUUCACUGGCCUUCCCGGUUUAUCCUGAAGUUUUAAGUUUCCAUAACAAUGGUAUCAAACUGGGAGGCACUCCCUCGGGAAUGUGCCUGCCCACUUGGUCUCGCCCCACAUGUAACACUCACUUGGUCAAGUUUCACGGCCUCACAGCAGGUUCAGAGAUGUCCCUUUUGAUUCCUUGUUGGCAACCACAUAAUGAAGACAAACCAAGACCCGAAGCAAAUCAAAUAUUCAAAUUAGAAAGACUCAGCAUCUUAAUGAAGCAAAAUUCCUUUUAGGAGGCAAACAAUCACAAAGGACCUGAACUGUCGCGGCUGAGGUCCCAACAGUUUCACCAUUGAUUUCUGUGGGAACAGGGUUUGGCUUUACUUUCUGGGAAAGAGCGAUUGCUUUGCUGCUUUCUUACCAUUGCAUACAAAUUCCUCAACUCAUCUCAGGGUAGUCCACAUCCUUCAGCUGCGGCAGCCAGGUCCUAGGGCUGGGUCAGAUCCUGGCAAAUCCCAGCUCAAAAUGCAGUAUUGCAGAUAUGCAUGUAUGGGGGUCUGUGAUGGAUGCACUUAACUCCUUAACCAAACUAGCGGUAUUUUGGUACAGACUCCAAAGGAGGUAAAGGCCUAAGCUGUUACCAAGCCAAGAACUUCUCCAGUUCCAAUCUGUUCUCUGAAAACCCACAAAGGAGCAGAAUGACACAGUGAGCAUUGAUGCAUAUGACCUUGGAACACUGAUCAUGCGAUUAACACAUGAAUAGUAGGUGGCUUUUCCAAGGCUCAUUUAUCAGGGAACAAAGAAAGUUGUGGGUACAAGAGUCUCAUGCAUACCUUUUCCAUUGCAUGUAAUUUGACUACAAGCCAACUACUUUAUUCCACAAAUAUGACAGCCUAAGUGAGCCUUCUUUGAGCCUGGCUCUAUGGCGAUGAUCUCCUCUUGAGCUGGGAUGCUUCUCAAGGUUGCUCCUUGAGGCAGAGAGACCUUUCACCAGGGGCAGAUCUUUGGUAAGUGACCGAUAUCACACAUAACCUUGUAUUAUGGUAACUUUGAUUUUGUCUUGGUAACUUGACUCUGCCUCGGUAGUUUUGAAUCAUUGUUCAAAUGAUUGUGCAGUGCGGUAACGGAGUGAACCUUGCCAUUAAACUUUGUUAAGUCACACUUUUACAACAUCAUAUUUCAAUAAAACGACUUUUGCUGAUA